This is a messenger RNA of Rhincodon typus (whale shark), 7205 nucleotides long. Its product is annotated as centromere-associated protein E. The record is from RefSeq and is a predicted model, not a curated record. Bases 1 to 5757 code for a protein of 1918 amino acids. The transcript is spliced from 32 exons. Lineage: Eukaryota; Metazoa; Chordata; Chondrichthyes; Orectolobiformes; Rhincodontidae.
AUGAGGAAGGCAUGCAACAGAACUGGAGAGGCUAAGGAAGAGGUCAAACUCUGGUCAUCAGAGUUCUUGGAGGUUUAUGGGGCCGGUUUGCUGUAUGAUGUAUCUUCAAAGGAUGAAUUGGUAAAAAGGAUAUCUGAACUGGAAAAACAACUCGAAACCCAAACAGAAGAAAAAGAAAAAGAAAUAAAGAAUGAAAAGGAAUAUGCAAGGCAUGUUGAGAAACAACUACAGGAUAGUAUUGAGAUUUGUGAGCUUCUUUACUCAAAACAGUUUGAUGCAGAAAGUUUAAAAAUGGAGAAUGAUAAACAGAAAGAAGAAAUUGAAGAAUUGAAAGAACUCCUAAAAGAAAAACUGGAGAAAGCAAAGUUCUUCCAAAUGGAAAAUGAGAAACACAAAAAGGAAAUCAAAGAGCUAGAAAAACUGAGAGAAGGAAUUGAAGAAUUGAAAGAGAGACGAGAAAUUGAGGAGUUUGAGUUUUUGGAAAAAGAAGCAGAAAAAGAAGGAAAGGAACAGCAGCAGCAUGAAAAUGUGAUGUUCAAGGAGCUAGUUAGCAAUUCUGAGACUAUCAACCAGGAGCUUGAGAUCAAGCAGUUGCAGCAAUCACUGAAUGAUGCAGAAGUUGUAACUCGUGAUGCAAAGAAAGAGUCUUCCUUUCUGAGAAGUGAAAAUCUGGAGCUUAAGGAAGAAAUGGAUAAAAUGAGAGUCGACUAUCAAAAAAUGGAAAUUGAUGUCCAAUUGUACAGCAGCCAGCUUGAUGCUGAGCGGUCACGCUACAGAGAAAUGCAAUCUGAUUUACAGAAAGAAUUAAAUUUGGCUUUCAAUGAAAAUACCAAACUAAUGUCGCUUCUGGAUGGAAAAGUCCCUAAAGAUUUAUUGGAUCGUUUUCAUUUGGAAAAGAGCGUGGCUGACCUUAAACAACAGUUGGAUAAAUCAGAAAAAGAAAAGAAUAGUCUUCAGGAAGAAGUAUCUCUAUUAUCCCAAUAUAAAUCAUUGCCUGAAAAGGUAGAUGAAUUAGCAAAGCAGGUUCUGCAGCUAACCAAAGCACUUAAUGAUGUUACUGCCGAACGGGAUACUUUGUCAGCAUGCAGAGAAGAUGAUGUUAAACAACUUGAGAACUUGCGUGGCGAGGUGUCAGCUAUUGCCCAGGAUAGGAACAAACUCCAGGAAGUUCUUGCUAAGGUCCAAUCUGAGCAGGAUCAUCAGGAAAAUAUCAAAACUCUACAACAGAAUGAAAUGAAAUGUAGUCUGGAGAAUCUCCAAAAAGAAUUAGAUCUAUACUCCACAAGGCUCAAAGAAGAGCAGGCUAAGUGUGUACAGUUUCAACAUGAUAUUGAAGACAAAGAAAGACAAGUUAAAGAACAAGAACAGCAAUUGAAGCAGGAGCUAGAAAAGCAGAAGGAAAUUGAUGAUAAAUAUUCUAAAUCUUCAGAAGAGAUUAAACUACUGAAAGAGGAAAGACAAGACCUAGUGAUUAAAUUGGAGGUUUUAAUGAAAGCCAAUGAGGAAGUGACGAUGUCACAAUCAAAAUCUCAUCAAAAGGAAAAUCUACCUUUGAAUGCGACAAUUAUGCCUGAAACAACUAGCCAAGGUUUUGAGAGAGACGAUUUAACUGAACAGCUUCUCCUACUUCAGAAGAACUGUGCAUCACUCAGCAGUGAAAAGGAGGCACUGCAUCAAGAACUGACAGCUCUUAGAGCUGAGAAAGAGCAGUUGAAGUGUGAUCUUCAAGAUAAUAUUGAAAUGUGUAUAGAGAAUCAGACAGAACUGAGAAGUCUACAUGACCAGCUAAAAUUGAAUCAAAAUGCGGAGAUGAAACUGAAGAAGAAUCUGGCUGAAACAGAGUACUUAUUAAAUGAAGAGAAGGAAAAGGUACAAGCACUAACUAAAGAACUCCAAAUGGUGGCCUCUCAACAUAUGAAGAGUGAGAACCAAGGACUCGAGGUUCAUGAUUCCAAUAAGCAAGACACAGAAUUACAAGAAAAAUUUUUCAACCAGCGUCUCCAACAGCUCGAGGAUGAGAAAUCAGCCUUAGUGAAGGAGAAGGACGAUCUCCAGGCAAUUCUGGAAAGUGUCAAAAUAGAAAAGGAUGCAAUGAAGAGUGCCAUGCAAGGAAAAACUGAGAUGAUACAAGAGAGAAGCAAGGAACGGCACUGUGUGAUAUCUCAACAUGAUAUACUGCCCACUGAGAGUGAAGAACUUAGAGAUCAAGUUUCUAAAGAGUCGAGUGCAGAGAUGCAAGAAGACAAAAUCAACUGGCAGCUCCAACAACUAAAGGAUGAAAAUUCUUCAAUACUAAAGCAGAAGGAUGAUCUCCAGGUGAUGCUGGAGAGUGUCACAGUGCAAAGAGAUGAAAUGAAGAGUGCACUAAAGGAAAAAUCAGCGAGGAUGCAUGAACAAACUGAAGAACUGCAACGUGUCGCGUCUCAACAUGAUAUGCUGCUUGGUGAAAUUGAAGAGCUGAGAGCCCCUGGUUCCAAAGAACAAGAAGCAAAAAUUGAGAAUGAAGUUAAUCAGAGGCUCCAGCAACUUGAGAAUGAACAUUCAUUGAUACGAAAAGAAAAGGAUAAUCUCCAGGAGACAUUAGAGUGCGUCAAAGAAGAACGGAAUGAAAUGAAGAGCACAUUACAGGAAAUUACGGAGAAGAUACAGGAACAAACUAAGGAACUCCACCAAGUAGUGUCUCAGCGAGAUGUGCUAUUUGGUGUGAUUGAAGAGCUGAGAGCCUCUAUUUCCAAAGAACAGAAAGCUGAAAUUCAGGAGAAGGAAUUCAUUGAGAGGCUUCAGCAGCUCAAGAUUGAAAAAGCAACCAUCGCAAAGGAGAACAAUGAUCUUCAGGCAAUGCUGGAGAGUGUAAAAUUGCAAAGGGAUGAAAUUAAGAACACCUUACAAGAAAACACUGAAAAGAUGCGAGAGCAAAGUGAGAAACUGCACCGUGUGGUAGCUCAGCGUGAUGCGCUGCUUGGUGAAAUUGAUCAGCUGAGAGCUCAUGUUUCCAAAGAGCAGUCCACAGAAAAUCUAGGAGAGAAAUUUAACCAAUAUCUCCAACAACUUGAGGAUGAAAAAUUAAAUGUAAUAAAGGAGAAGGAGGACAUCCAGGAGUUACUGGAGCGUGUCAAAUCACAGAGCAAUGAAAUGAUGAGUACUUUACAAGGAAACACUGAGGCAAUUCGGGAGCAAACGAAAGAACUGCGUCGUGUAGUGUCUCAUCGGGAUGAGUUACUUGGUGAGAUUGAACAGUUGAGAGCUUGUGUUUCCAAGGAACAAGCAGUUAAAAUUGAGGAGAAGGAGUUGAAUCAGAGGCUUCAGCAAUUUGACAAUGAAAAAUCAAUCAUCAUGAAGGAAAAGUGUGAUCUUGAAGAGACAUUAAAAAGUGUCAAAGUACAGAGAGAUGAAAUGAAGAGGACCUUGGAAGAAAACCAUCACAUGUUGCUGAAAUGGACAGAUGAGCUUAACGGUGUAAGAAAUCACCGUGACCAGCUGCUAGUUGAAAUUGAACAGUUGAAGGAUGAAAUGAAGAAAGUGGAACUCUUGCGACGCGAAUCUAAUGAUCAAUUAGAAAGAGAAAAAAAAUCCAUAACAAUGCAGAAAGAUGAGCUCCAGUUGCAGAAGGAUAAAAUCCAGAAAGAUCUUUGUGAAAAGGCUGAAAUGCUUGCAAUGGAGGAAAAAAGAAACGAAGAGCUCAAAAAACUUGUCACAACGUUGGAGAAACAAAUCCUCACUUGGAAAGAGGACAAAAUACAAAUUGUAUCCACUAAUUCAGAAACUGAUCCAGUUGAAGCAGAAAUUAAUAAACUGAACAACUGUCUACAAGAAAAGGAUCUACUAUUACAAACCACAUUUCAGAGUUUAUUUGAAUUGGAAAAUGACUACAAGGUUGGAAUAGCUAAAACUGAUCAAGAAUUCUCAAGAGAGAUGGAGGCUUGGAAAGAACAACUACUCAGAAUUUGCUCUGAAGUGCCUGAAGGAUCAACAGAAUCGAUACGCAUUGUGAAACUACAGGAAGAAAAUGCAAAACUAUAUGAAAAACUUAUGUCGUGGAGAAGUAAUUUUAUGAGAGUGAUGAGCACUGUGCCUCCUCGUGUGAAGAACUAUCAGAAACCUAUUAGUAAAUGCGAUGUGAGUCUAGCAGAUGAGAAAAAGAAGAAUGAAGAAUUGCUGUCACAGUUGCAGGCUCUGAGAAAGCGAGUAUCUGAUCCACCUGAAUUGCAAUUGGUAUCAGAAGAGAAGAACACUGAAAUAAGAAAAAUUUCAGCCUUAAUUGCAAAUAAAGAAUACCACUUAGAGAAUGCCCAGCAGAGUUUGUUGGAAUUAAAAUCAAAAUAUCAAAAGUACCUGACCAGCUCAGAAAAUGGAUUACUUUCUAAAGUAAAAGCCCGAAAGAAUCUUAUGGAAACUAUUUCCGAACAGUCGGAGAGAAAUAUUUUGAAGAUAAUUGAAGAAAUUGAGAAUGAAAAUCAAAUAUUGGAUCAGGAGUGUCAGCUUCAAUUGAAAACCGUUCAGAGUGUAGCUGCAUAUUCUGAAUCUCUGCGAAUUGGGUAUAUAAAGUAUAUCAGAAAUUCUUGUGAUGAACUGGAAAAUGAGAAGAAAAAGAAUGAUGAACUGCUUUUACAAAUUGAAGCUGUCAAACAGGAAUCAUUAAACAAAAAUGGCUGUGAUUCGUUAUUGACACUGGAGAACCAGAAGCUAUCCAAAAAGUUGAAAGAAGCUGAGCUAUUGCUGCAGAAUGAGAGAAUAAAAAUUAAUGAACUUGAAGCAACCCUGACAGCAAGUCAAGAAGCCUACAAGCAACAGGAAGAUAAGCUGUCAGAACUGCAGACAGAAUUAAGCUCCAAAGCAUUAGAAAAAAACCUUGAUGAUCUUCAGACAAAACUGCUGAAGAAGGACAGCCAAAUUAAAAAUUUGGAAGAAACUUUGGAACGGCUGCAGGCUAAGCUGGACAUGGGAGCUCAACCUUUCAAAGAGGAGAUGACUGAUCUGAAAAAUCGGUUGUUUGCAUUGCAGAUGGAAAAAAUUAAAGAAACUAAACAUCUUGAAAAUCAAAUUAGUUCUCUCAAAGCCAGCUUAGAACAUAAAGAAGAGUCGCUGAGACAACUGAAGGAAACACUUCGAAGACACCAGCAAGAACAGGAUACCACCAUUACAGUUGAAAAUACUAAAGAUGAAACGUGUUCCUCUGAUGUAUCACUCACAUGUAGUGCUGGAAGUGGUAUAGUUCAGAAUGCAGUGGUACUUGUUCUAAAUGCUGAGAAAGCUAAACUUACUCGAGAUCUAAAUCAGCUUAAGAAGGAAAAUGAACACCUUACAAGAAUGGUGUCUGAGCUAAAAUAUGAGAAAAACAUAUGGAAAGAAAGAGCGACAAAACAUGAAGAGAAAGACAGAAUGCCAUUCAAGCAAGAAAAUAUUCACCAUACUUUAUGUCCAGAUGAGAGUCCCCCUUCCCAGUCACAGAAGGAAUGUUCACUACCAGUGUCACAAAAUGUUGAGAUUUCAAAAGCCUUGUUUCCUGCUGAAAGUAAAGCUACUGCCACUCAGAAUAAAACUUUGGAAAAUGUGCUACCUAUUGAUUCUUCUAAGACGUCAUCGUUUGGUAUGGAAUCACAGCUGUGGCCGCUUCCUCGAACUAAAAUAUUUGAUAACUCUCGGCUGAGUUUUCCUGGAGCUGCAAGUCCUCAAGGAAAACCCAAAUAUGAGAAGAAUGAACAUGAUGCUUGGUGGCCCAAGCCCUCUGCUGCUGAUCCUGAGUGUAAAAUGCAGUGAACAUUCUUUGGAGCAAAGGAACACUGUAUAGUUCAUGAAGUCACUGUUGAAAUUGUCAUGCUGACCAUUUGAAUGAUAAAAUAGAUUAUAUACUCGUAGCUAGAGCCAGGUAGCUCAAUUUGUUAAUAACUUUUUUCCUCUAAUCUCUCUUGUAGAGGUCACAGAACAGCUAGUCUGAUUCAAAUUGUCUCUCUGAUGCACUGGGUGCUGUUCUAAUAAGGAUAAAAGGAAUUUGGUUCUGAAUCUAACUGUGGUAAACCUUCCCAAACAAUGCUGGAUAUCUAAAUUUGGAAAAUUUUGCACUUUCAACACUAGUGUUUCUUGUCUUGUAGCAUCAAAAUAUUUUGUCAAAACAUGUCGCUGACAGCAAGAAGGUAAAUAUUUAGCAGCAACAUUCAUGCCAAAUGAUCAAAAGCAUUAGUGGUUUUUAAUUAAUUACUUGAAAUAUUGUCCUGGCUAAUGCUCCCAGUAAUGUCAAAAACCUGUCACGAUAGUGAUGGUUUCAGCACCCUGAAUUUCUGUUAAUGUAUACACUUUUAUACAACAAGUUUCUACUAUUGAUGUUUUCUUGCAAAAAUAAAGACUUAUUUCUAGUCAAUAAAACAUUUCUUUGGUUUUGCUAAUAUAUAUAGCACUAAUUUGCCAUUGCUGAGUACUCAAAAGUUGUUAAAAUAUCAUUUAACCUUCAUGGAUUGCAAAGACAACAGUAUUUGAGGGGAAAGUAAAUUGUCUUGUUUUUCCAUCCAUUUGAGAUGUGUGCAGGAGCAAUAUUUAUUGCCUAUCCCAAUUCUCCCUGAAGGUGGUGCUGAGCCAUGUUCUGCAGUCAAUGUUGUGAAGGUAUACCCUCAGUGCAAUUGAGGUGGAUGUUGAAAUCACCCAGACCCCCAGUCAGUGUCAGUCACUCAGCAUACCCUCUCAGCCAUGCUCCUCCCUCCCAAUUAGUUACUCACUUGUGCAGUGACCGUCUCAGUAAAAGGACUGCUGCUUUUGAGAGAGACGGUGUGUGUGGGGGUUGGAGACUUCCAGCGUGCAGGAAUAAAGCAGCUGCUGUUGUGGAGAAGCAGAAGUCUUGCAUUCCGAAUAAAAGGAAGGGAACUGAACAAAUAUGAAUUUUGGAUAUUUAUGGAACAAGGAGUUACCAAGUGGACUUUCCUGGUGGAAUCUAAUUUGGAAACUCUGGCUGAAUGGAACAGCUUUUGAAGGGCAUUGGAAUGUCUAAUAGAAGUGAGCCAGGAGUAACUCUGAGCAUGUUCUUAUAAUGCUACAGGAAAUCCAUGCUGAACACCAAGAUUCAUCACAAUGGUGAAUAUUGAAUUCAACAUUACAAGAAUUAUCAUUUCGGUCAAUCAAGCUUAGCUGUCUAUUCUGGUCUAUCCUUCGGAGUACUGUCUGUUCUUCAAUGUCAUCCUUUUGAAAGUUGGAAUUGCUGAAUAAAAUACUUUGGCUAA